This is a messenger RNA of Cicer arietinum (chickpea), 2106 nucleotides long. RefSeq names its product cytokinin dehydrogenase 3-like. Gene Ontology annotation, molecular function: cytokinin dehydrogenase activity; FAD binding. The record is from RefSeq and is a predicted model, not a curated record. Lineage: Eukaryota; Viridiplantae; Streptophyta; Magnoliopsida; Fabales; Fabaceae. Gene Ontology annotation, biological process: cytokinin metabolic process.
UCUUCCUUCCACAAACACACUACAUCAAUCACCAAAAAAAAAAACAUUUUUCUCCAUACACAAAAAAAAAAUGGCUGAAAAUUACCCUUUUCCAACAUACUUCAUUCUCCUAAUAAUAACCAUAACACGUUUAAUAUCGACCGUAGGAAAAACCGAACAAUGGAAAUCUUCACUUCCAAUAGAAUUAUCGAAACCAAACAACAUAUUAUUCAAAAACGUAAUAAACGACCCAAAAACAAUAGAGAUAGCUUCAAGUGAUUACGGCAACCUCGUACACGAAUUCCCAGCAGCUGUGUUUCGUCCAACAACGGUGAACGACAUAGUAAGUCUGGUGAAAUUGUCGUUUAAUAGUUCCGUACCAUUCCGCAUCGCGGCUAGAGGGCAAGGACAUUCCACGUGCGGACAAGCUAUGGCACGUGAUGGGGUCGUGGUUGAUAUGAAAGGUUUAAGAGAGAUUAAUAAUAAUAAUAAUAAUGUUGGGAUUAAGGUUUUUAAGGAAGGUAAUUAUGUUGAUGUUGGAGGGGAACAACUUUGGAUUGAUGUGUUGUAUGGUACACUUGAAUAUGGACUUGCACCUGUUUCUUGGACGGAUUAUCUUUACUUAACGGUUGGAGGGACACUCUCAAAUGCUGGUAUUAGUGGUCAAACUUUUCGUUAUGGUCCUCAAAUUACUAGUGUUCAUCAAAUGGAUGUUGUCACUGGAAAAGGAGAAUUUGUAACAUGCUCUAAACAGAAAAAUUCGGAAUUAUUUCAUGGUGUUCUUGGAGGAUUAGGACAAUUUGGAAUUAUAACAAGGGCAAGAAUUGCUCUUGAGCCAGCACCAAAGAGGGUUAAAUGGGUAAGGCUUCUGUAUAGUGAUUUUUCUAUUUUUACCAAAGAUCAAGAACGUUUAAUUUCAAUGAAAGGAAGCAAAAAUAGUUCAUUGGAUUAUUUGGAAGGGAUGCUAUUAAUGCAUCAAGGACCCAUAAAUAAUUGGAGAUCUUCUUUCUUCCCUUUAGCCGACCAUCAAAGAAUUAUUUCCCUAGUAACUCAACAUAGGGUCCUCUAUUGCCUGGAAAUUGCUAAAUAUUAUGAUGACCAAUCUGAAAUCAAUGUCAACAAGGAAAUUCAAGUUUUGCUUCAAGGACUGAAUCAUAUCCCUGGAUUUUACUAUGAAAAAAAUGUGUCAUUUGUGGAGUUCUUGAAUAGAGUUAGAAGUGGAGAGUUGAAGCUUCAAUCACAAGGAUUAUGGGAUGUUCCACAUCCAUGGCUUAAUUUAUUUAUACCAAAAUCUCGAAUCUUGGAUUUUAAUUCAGGAGUCUUCAAGAAAAUAAUUUACAAACGGAACAUUACCACAGGACCUGUAUUGGUUUACCCAAUGAAUAGAAACAAGUGGGACAAUAAGAUGUCAGCAAGAAUACCAGAUGAGGAGGAUGAAAUCUUCUAUGCUGUUGGAUUUUUGCACUCAAGUGGGUUUGAUAAUUGGAAGGAAUUUGAUGCUCAAAACAGAGAAAUAUUGCAAUUUUGUAAUGAUGUUGGGAUUAAGUAUAAGUUAUAUCUUCCCCACUACCGCACACAGGAAGAUUGGACAAACCAUUUUGGCCCAAAAUGGACAACUUUUUUACAAAGAAAAUUUCAGUUUGAUCCAAGAAUGAUUCUAUCACCUGGACAAAGAAUCUUCAACAACAAUUAAAAACCAUACUAUAUAAUCAUUUUUAAAUAUUUAUUUCCCCAAUGAAAAGGAGCUUAUAUUAUAUUUUUAUGAUGGGACUACCUCGGUUACCUAGCUGGCUGGUCACAAGUGUAUAUGAUAUGAUAUGGUCCAAAAACAUUCAAAAUCAUAGUUUUUUUUUUUUUUUUUGUACUUUGUAUUUUUUUUUUUUUGUUAGAAGGUGGGGUUAUGUGCUGCAAGGUUUUGGCACAUAUAUAAAUCAGGUUACACAUACCUUAGAUACGUUAGGUUGACAAAAUCAUAUGUGAAAGGUGCACACAGCUAGCUGUAUCUUGCUUUUUUUGUGUGGCAAUACACAUUAGUAGUUUUUUCGAGCCUAGUGUAGAGAAGUUUAUUAAACGUUUGUAAUUGAGGAAUUUUUAUCAUAUUAAUAUUAAAAUAUGUACAUCUUCCAA